Molecule: messenger RNA, 1252 nt
Organism: Hydractinia symbiolongicarpus
Lineage: Eukaryota; Metazoa; Cnidaria; Hydrozoa; Anthoathecata; Hydractiniidae
Product: V-type proton ATPase subunit D-like
Exons: 10
Coding region: 122-880 (252 amino acids)
Cellular component (GO): proton-transporting V-type ATPase complex
Molecular function (GO): proton-transporting ATPase activity, rotational mechanism
Source: RefSeq, a predicted model, not a curated record
CAUGGAUAUGUAUAUGGUGGCCUCACUGUGAAGGGUUUCUGGCAGAUGAUCAUUUGCGUUGUUGCCUGUUGUUCAAUUAAAUGUAUUAGGAGGCUUUGAUUGCUUUAAAGCCAUACUAAAAAUGUCAGGGAAGGACAGACUUAACAUCUUUCCAUCUCGAAUGGCAAUGACUUUGAUGAAACAACGCCUAAAGGGAGCACAGAAAGGACAUAGUUUAUUAAAGAAGAAGUCAGAUGCCCUGACAUUAAAAUUCAGAAAAAUAUUAAAGACCAUUAUUGAGACUAAAGUAAUGAUGGGUGACGUAAUGAAGGAAGCAUCUUUUUCGCUAACUGAAGCAUACUUUGCAGCAGGGGAUUUUAGUCUAGUAAUUCUAGAAAAUGUUGACAAGGCUUGGUCCAAAGUCAAAACCAAGAAUGACAAUGUUGCAGGUGUAAAGUUACCUGUUUUUGAGUCUUACACUGAUGGUGCCAAUACUUAUGAACUGACUGGUCUUUCAAGAGGGGGGCAGCAAGUAAACAAUUGCUCAUCUAUGUUCAACAAGGCAGUUCAGUUAUUGGUGGAUUUGGCUUCGCUGCAGACAGCAUUUGUUACACUAGAUGAAGCUAUUAAAAUCACCAACCGAAGAGUAAAUGCUAUCGAGCAUGUCAUCAUCCCAAGGAUUGAGAGGACGAUUGCUUAUAUCACAAGUGAAUUGGAUGAAAUGGAAAGAGAAGAAUUUUAUCGGCUGAAGAAAAUCCAAGAAAAAAAAAAAGCUAAUAAAGCCAUAAAGGAGGAAGAGUUACGAAAAUAUCAGCUGGAGCAUCCAGUUGACAUGGAUACAGAACAAUCGACUAACAUGUUGGACCCUGAGGGAGACGAUGAAGAUUUAUUGUUUAAAUAAAAUCAAUUUUAACACAAAGCAUAUUUACACCUUUAUUAAAGUAGCAAAAAAAUUUUGGUUUUGUUGAUUUUUGUUUGGAACUUUGGAUAAUAAAGUUAAAAAUUGUAAUCACAUCUAAGGGUUUUAAGAUUAUAUGCAUUCAAAGGGUUUGAGAUCUGUACCCAAUGUUUUUCAUGGCAUAUCUCUAGGUAAUCAUCUUUCACUUUGUGUCAGAUUAGUACUUGCAGUAUCUUUUAACAAUAACAAGUGAAACACCCAUGUUUUUUUUAACAUCAGAUAAAUUUUUUUUUAUUAUCUAAUUUCUGUAAAAUUACUAUUCAAUUAAUUUAGUAAAUAUGAAUUUUGAAAAAUAAAAGAGACAAUUAUCUUUUA